This is a messenger RNA of Diorhabda carinulata, 1408 nucleotides long. It is a transcript of the gene Sclp, whose product is annotated as leucine-rich repeat-containing protein 40. Lineage: Eukaryota; Metazoa; Arthropoda; Insecta; Coleoptera; Chrysomelidae. The record is from RefSeq and is a predicted model, not a curated record. The transcript has 3 exons. Gene Ontology annotation, molecular function: protein binding. Bases 276 to 911 code for a protein of 211 amino acids.
AAACAAAAACACGGGACUUGUUACGACGCACCGGCACAUUGCUCUUUUGCGUCUCGACGCAUAUCACGCUUAAUUUUCAGACGCAUCGGCUAGCAAGUGGGGAAAGGGGAAAGUAUAAACAAAGCCAGUGGAAGAAUAUAAAAAGCCCGCGUCGCGUCUAAUUACAAAACAUUUGAAUCUAAUUGAUUGUCAGCAAAAGUGAUACCGAAAGUGCAUAAAAUCGCUCGUCGGUUAUCAGUUUGUGAUAGUUUUUUUUUUAUAUCGAAAGAAAAAAAAUGCGUCCUCCGUCACAAUAUCCGCAGGAAAUUGCUCAAGAAGCUGAAGGGGAACCGGAUCCCAGGCUGGGAGCGAUGAUGAUUUGUACCAGAUUGGCCGGAAGGGCCGUAAUACGGGUCAUCGGACGUUGUAACGAUGCUAAAGAAAAUGAAAAUCUUGAUUUAUCUGAUUGUCAGUUAAUGCAAGUACCAGAUGCAGUUUACCAUUUAAUGAGGCAUACUGAGUUGAAAUCCUGUGAUCUCAGCGAUAAUGUUAUCACUAAAAUACCACCCAAAUUUGCAACAAAGUUCAAUCUUAUCACAGAUCUUAAUUUGUCGCACAAUCAAGUUUCAAAAUUACCUGAUGAAUGCGUCGGGUUAGGAGAAUUGGAGAGAAUAGACAUUUCUUAUAAUACUUUUAUAGAACUGCCCAGCUGUAUCUUUAAAAUACCAAAGUUAAGGCACAUUAAUGCUAGUAACAAUAGUAUAGUUGAUUUGGACGUAGAUUGUUUGAAAGAAGCUCCUUCAUUAGAAUCAAUAGAUCUCACAAACAACCCAUUGGCGCCUAGAAUAUACGAUCAAUUGUCAAGAGUAUCCCAUUUACAAAUUGUGUUAUCUCCACGCGAAAAAGAGGAUUGGGAGGAUCUCACUAUUUAAUUUUUUAAUAUCUUGUGAUUUGGUGCUAUAGACUGAAAAGUCCAAAAGAAAAACAAUAAGUUUGGUUAAUGCUUGGCGUAGGGUCGUUUAUUAAUAAAAAGAAAUGAAUAUUUUAAGUUACAAAUUUUUCUUUUUUAAAAACAAUAAAGAAAGUUAAUUAAGUAAUGUUCAUUUGUCUAAUACUUCAAAAAUAACGACUCUCCCAUGUAUUUCAACAAGAUAUUUGUAUUUUUAUAUAAAGGGUAUUACGAAUAGAUGUAGGUAAUUUAAAAUGAGAUUUAUACUAAUUUCUUUGGUACUUAUUCAAAAGUACCUGAUGUGUGGAUAUUUUUUUUGUACUGACUUCUUAUUAAAUUGACAUAAAAUUCUAUACGUUGACAAUAAUUCUGGUUACCAUCUAGUCAUAUGUUAUGUGAUAAGGAUCAUAAUGUGUCCUUUGGUAUUUAAGCGAAUCGGAUGUACUUUAUACAACUAUCAAAUAAAAAUGUAUAUCAUAA